Messenger RNA from Hylaeus anthracinus, 4653 nucleotides. It is a transcript of the gene SPoCk, whose product is annotated as calcium-transporting ATPase type 2C member 1. The coding region runs from base 1338 to 4040 and encodes 900 amino acids. The transcript has 18 exons. The record is from RefSeq and is a predicted model, not a curated record. Gene Ontology annotation, cellular component: endoplasmic reticulum; plasma membrane; Golgi membrane. Gene Ontology annotation, biological process: intracellular calcium ion homeostasis; calcium ion transmembrane transport; manganese ion transport. NCBI's taxonomy places the organism in Eukaryota, Metazoa, Arthropoda, Insecta, Hymenoptera, Colletidae. Gene Ontology annotation, molecular function: P-type calcium transporter activity; ATP hydrolysis activity; ATP binding.
CAAAGACAACAAAGUUGGUUAAUUAUUCUGAAACGUACAUACUUUUUCACAAAUAUCGAGCUUUAUCUGCUGCCAGCACAUCAGAGUUCGGUUUCUUGACAUGCCUCGGAUAUUAGCAGGUUCUUAACGAUUCUUAAGGUUCAAUUUCCUUUAAAAAUUUGUAAAUUGGUAUAAUACUUGAUGUAUACGCAUGUAUGCAUUCAAUGACUCUGUUGGUGUUUUGACAGAUAAAUGCAAAACCUGCUAGAGUACGGAUUUGACUUUAAGAAGAAAAACAAAUUGUCGUGUUGCGCAGCAAAGUAACAAUUUACAGGGAUAAGCUAAAGAAAAGCAAGGAAAAAGAGAAACAUCCAGAGAAAUGAAAGACACUGCAAAUAAGAAGUACGAACAACUUUUAGAUGACAAUGAAGUCAAUGUUGCCACUGACAAGGAACGUAACAAGAAUACAGUAUUGAGGGAGUGAAACACGUAAUAUGUAGCAUCUGUUCAAAGAGUACUCAGCUGCAAACAUAGUGACUAAAUUGCCUUAAAAUAACAAGUACAACAAUAUAGUCUUCCGAGUUAAAAAUGAAAUGGAUUAAUAAUCGGUAAAACAGAAAAUCGAAUAGUUACAAUCUGCAUCAAAUAUUCAAAAGCUGUGCUACACGAAAGUUACAUACAAAACAUUACUCGAGGGAUUACCGCAGUGUAGAAAGGGAACAAAAAAUUGUGUUACUCUUCCUCAUUUUUUUUUUUUUUUUUUUUAUUAUUUCUUUAAUGACUUUUACGAAUAUUAUGUGCCUUGAAAAUGGUUGAAAAUCAAUGGAUUACAAAACCUAAGAACAUGUCACAGAAGGUGGGUCGAAUCGAAAUAUUUUAUCGAAAUCAAGUUUUCAAUCGUAUUAACAGUAUAAACUUGACAAAUAAAUAUCUUAGCACUUUUAUCUUUGGCUAAAAUAGUCUAUAUAUAGUACAGUAAACACCACCAGUAUGGUAUAACACAAAUUCGUACAACGCGCGAUAUGUAAACCGAAAUAGGUGAUUUUCUCGUUUUCUCCGUUGGUUAUUUAAACAUUUUCAAUUUCUUUUAAUUUUUGACAUAAUUUACCGUCAACGCGAAAAAUAAACUAUCUACAUCCGUAAAUAAUUGUAUAAAUGUUUAGUUCACGAAGUGUAAUGUAAGAUCGUAGAUCCACGUAUAUAGAUCUAUGUAAAUCCCUUUAUGUAGUAGAAAGUGCUGGAAUGUCGUUCCAGGUAUCAACUGUGUAACAGUGUAAUAAUACAAUUCCAAUUGCAAUACUAUAGGAUGUAAAGUGUCUAAUUAAUGUUUACGUGGUGAUAAAGAUCAAUCCCCAGAAAUGUGGUUGACAACUAACGAAGCAGCCAGCCUUGGUGCAGAGGAAGUAGCAGCCAGGUUACACGUCGAUGUUAGAACAGGAUUGCGGUGGCAAGAAGCUGAUCAUCGAAGACAGUUAGUCGGAUACAAUGAAUUUAGUGUAAAAGAAGAAGAACCAACAUGGAAGAAAUACGUUGAACAAUUCAAAAAUCCUUUAAUUCUACUACUACUGGGUUCUGCUUUUGUUAGCGUAUGUAUGAAGCAAUUCGACGAUGCAGUCAGUAUUACAGUAGCUAUCAUAAUAGUAGUAACGGUUGCGUUUGUGCAAGAAUAUCGCUCUGAAAAAUCCUUAGAAGAAUUAAAUAAAUUGGUGCCGCCAACUUGUCAUUGUUUACGAGAGAGUCGUUUAGAAACAUUUCUCGCUCGUAAUUUAGUUCCUGGUGAUAUAGUUUACUUGAACAUCGGAGAUAGAGUACCUGCAGAUAUCAGGAUAUUUGAAGCAAUAGAUUUAACGAUCGAUGAAAGCAGUUUUACCGGAGAAACUGAACCAGCACAAAAGUCAACAACUCCGUUACUCAAGGCCAAUGGGUUAACAACGAAGAAAAAUAUAGCAUUUAUGGGUACAUUGGUGCGCUGUGGAAAUGGAAAAGGGAUAGUAGUGAAUACAGGAGAAAAAAGUGAAUUUGGAAAAGUUUUUUCUAUGAUGCAAGCUGAAGAAGCUCCAAAGACACCGCUUCAAAAAAGUAUGGAUAUUUUGGGCACUCAGUUGUCCUUUUACUCGUUCUGUAUUAUUGGUAUUAUUAUGCUUCUUGGCUGGAUUCAGGGCAAAGCUAUACUUGAAAUGUUUACUAUCGGCGUAAGUUUGGCAGUAGCAGCUAUACCAGAAGGUUUACCUAUUGUUGUAACUGUAACUUUGGCACUGGGUGUUAUGAGGAUGGCUAAAAGAAAAGCCAUUGUCAAGAAAUUACCAACAGUUGAGACACUCGGUUGCGUGAACGUGAUAUGCUCCGAUAAAACUGGUACAAUUACAAAGAACGAGAUGACUGCGACGAUCCUUGUAACCUCGGAAGGAUAUAUAGCUGAUAUUACCGGAGCUGGCUAUAACGAUAAGGGAGAAGUUCGAAUUCGAAAAUGUGAUAACUAUGACCUUGCGCGCACCGCUAUCAGUAAUAUGCUAGAAGUAGGAUGCGUAUGCAAUAAUGCUAUAAUACAGAACGAUACUCUGCUUGGUCAACCAACGGAAGGUGCACUGAUAGCAUUAGCCACAAAGUACGGAAUGUAUGGAGUUGCUGAUAAAUAUUUGCGGCUACAAGAAUAUCCGUUCUCGUCGGAACAAAAAAUGAUGGCUGUGAAAUGUGCACCAAAAUACGGAGAGAAUAGGCAAGAGAUAUAUUUUGUAAAAGGUGCUUUGGAAAAAAUUUUAUCUCAAUGUACCAAGUACUCUGCUAAUGGUCAAGUGUAUUCCCUUAAUCAAAAGAAAGACGAAGAAUUUCUAACGGAAGCUUACGAUAUCGGUCAACAAGGAUUAAGAGUAAUUGGAUUGGCACGCGGUACUUCAUUACAAGAUCUUGUGUAUGUCGGUCUUGUCGGUAUAUGCGACCCUCCUCGGCCACACGUUCGCGAAUCUAUAACAACUCUGAUUAACAGCGGCGUGAAAGUCAAGAUGGUUACGGGUGAUGCCAAAGAAACUGCAGCGGCAAUAGCAAGUAUGAUUGGGCUAGAUGUACUUCACUCGCGGCUAAUGUCUGGAGAUGAGAUUGAUUUAAUGUCCGAACACCAAUUAGAACAAUGUAUCGAUAAUGUUAGUGUAUUCUAUCGUGUUACGCCUAAGCACAAAUUAUGCAUCGUUAAAGCCUUGCAAAGGGAAGGAAAUAUAGUGGGAAUGACAGGUGAUGGUGUAAAUGAUGGAGUUGCAUUAAAAAAAGCAGAUAUAGGCAUUGCCAUGGGUAAAAAUGGUACCGAUGUAUGUAAAGAAGCUGCGGACAUGAUUCUACUUGAUGACGAUUUUGGAACUAUUAUCGAUGCAAUCGAAGAAGGAAAAGGAAUUUUUCAUAAUAUACGAAAUUUCGUAAGAUUUCAAUUGAGUACCAGUAUAGCUGCUCUUUCUUUAAUUGCUCUUGCUACUUUGAUGGGUAUACCGAAUCCUUUAAAUGCCAUGCAAAUACUUUGGAUUAAUAUUAUUAUGGACGGUCCGCCCGCUCAAAGUCUCGGAGUCGAACCAGUCGACAAGGACGUCUUGAAACAGAAACCACGUAACACAAAGGAACCAAUGAUUACACGGCAACUUAUUCUCAAUGUACUAUUGUCUGCCAUUAUUAUCAUUGUUGGCACUUUGUGGGUUUACAACAAGGAGAUGACAAAUGGUACCACUGCAAGGGAUACAACCAUGACAUUUACAUGUUUCGUUUUCUUUGAUAUGUUCAAUGCUCUAAGUUGUAGAUCGCAGACAAAAUCAAUAUUCACUAUUGGUUUAUGGAGUAACAAGAUGUUCCUGGUAGCUGUUACAUUAUCAGUAAUAGGUCAAAUGUUAGUGAUCUACUUUCCACCGUUGCAACGAGUUUUUCAAACCGAGGCUCUAACAGCAAAGGAUAUAUUGUUCUUGGUUGCGCUAACGUCGAGCGUUUUUGCGGUUAGCGAGAUAAAAAAAUUGAUAGAGAGACAGGUUUACAGACGGCGACGGGCAGGUACACAAUAUUACAAUAAGUCCGAGAUGGAUUUUGUAUGACAGUUGGAGUCUGCCGAAGACAAGGCGGACAAGGAUCAUUUGGAAUAAAUAUCCAAAACAUCGGACGGGUAGUAGUCAGUCAUUUUGUUCGUUCGUUCGUUCGUUCGUUCGUUCGUUCGUUCGUUCGUUCGUUUAUCAACAUUAUCUCGCUAUACACUGGACUAUGUGUGCACAUUUGUAAUUUGUAAUUUAUAUGUACACCUGUCACGAAACGAAAACAUCGUCUUGCGCUGUCAACACGUCAACUAUUCGCAAAUUACUGCGUCUUUUUAACAUUUAAACAUUUUUUGACUCUCUAAUGUAUGAUAAUCGGACUUUAGACGUUAAGAUUAAGCUGGUUUCACGUCUCGUCGAUCCAGGGAUUAUUAGACACGCGUCAUAGACUCUAGUGACAUCAUGCACAUUCCACACACUUUUCGUUUAAGAUGAAUCAUAAAGGUAACCGUUUAGUAAUUCGUAUUUAUAGUGAUCGAGACUAAAAAAAACGCGAUCAUUUUAACUUGCGCGGUUAGCAAAGUAAUUUAUCUCUCUCUUAAAACACAUCUGCUCGUUUACUCUUAAUAGAGUCUUUCGGAUUACAAUGUUACAUAGUAUUACAAAUUAGUAAAAUAAA